Messenger RNA from Malassezia sympodialis ATCC 42132, 939 nucleotides. Lineage: Eukaryota; Fungi; Basidiomycota; Malasseziomycetes; Malasseziales; Malasseziaceae. The record is from the annotation of a RefSeq genome assembly.
GAUCUUGUUGUGACUCAGAAACCUUUGGUGGAGAAGUCGCUGAACAGCUACUUCGCCGGCCUCGACCCGAUCGUGCGUCCGGUCAAGGAGCUGUUUGGCAAGAUGAGUGAGAUUCGUCACUCGCUCAACCUGCCGAACUUGGGCACUGUCGAGAAGAUGCAGAAUGAGGUCAAAACGGGCAAGAACUCUUACAACUUUGGUGCUGUAUACGGUGACGAAAACCGCUUCUACCAGGCCGGCCUGGACGAUGCCGGCAAUGUCACGAUGCGCCUGAACCGCCGCUGGCUUCCGGGCCAUAUCUCCAAGGUGCAGGCCCAGCUCGCCCCGCUGGGUGGCCAGUCGUUUGUGCAGCUGGAGCACGACUUCCAGGGUGCCGACUACAGCGUGAACUUUAAGGCACUGAACCCGUCGCCGACGGACCUCACUGGUAUUUACGUGGCCAACUACCUGCAGACGCUCACGCCCCGCUUUGCUCUUGGUGCUGAGGCUAUCUACCAGCACCCCAGUGCGGAGAUCGAGGAGGCCAGCCUGGGCUACAUGGCCAAGUGGGUCGGCCCCAAGAAUGACUGGAUUGCCACGGCACAGUGGCAGCCGCAGGGCGUAGGUCAACUGACCUACUGGCACCAGCUGAGCGAGCAAGUCGAUGUGGCCGGUGACUUGCAGAUGAUCCUGAUGCCGCAGCGCCGCGAUGCGCAGGCUUCGCUGGCUGCGCGGUACUCGUUCCGCAUGGCGUCACUGCGUGCCCAGAUCGAUAGCCUGGGUAAGCUGACGUCCGUGUACGAGGCGCGCAUCUCGCCCGCCUUUGCUUUCACCUUCAGUGGUGAGAUUGACCACCUGAGCGGUGGUGCCAAAGUCGGUCUGGGUGUCUCAAUCGAGAGUGGUGCCGAGCCUAUCGAUCCCAUGUCGCCGCCGCCCAUCCCCCCGAGCGUGCCUAUGUAG